Messenger RNA from Brienomyrus brachyistius, 7236 nucleotides. It is a transcript of the gene slc4a2a, whose product is annotated as solute carrier family 4 member 2a. The transcript has 24 exons. The record is from RefSeq and is a predicted model, not a curated record. NCBI's taxonomy places the organism in Eukaryota, Metazoa, Chordata, Actinopteri, Osteoglossiformes, Mormyridae. Gene Ontology annotation, biological process: regulation of intracellular pH; monoatomic anion transport; bicarbonate transport. Bases 431 to 4207 code for a protein of 1258 amino acids. Gene Ontology annotation, cellular component: basolateral plasma membrane; apical plasma membrane; plasma membrane. Gene Ontology annotation, molecular function: monoatomic anion transmembrane transporter activity; solute:inorganic anion antiporter activity.
UACAUGCCUCGCGCUAUGGAGAGGGAGCAACCCGGCUCUGCACAAUGCACACCCUCUUUCCUGCUCGGGAGCAUGGGGAUGAACGCCCCACGGCGUGGAGAAGUAGCAGCCUGGGGUUGCACAAUGCACAUCCCCGCCCAGAAGUGGGGAGCCUGAGAAGGACGUCGCAACACGUGGUUGUGGACGCGUACGUAGUUUUCCCCCGAUCUGCCCUAGUGAGGGGCUUAGAACCCCAGUUUGAGACGGAGAGGGCGCUUCCAGUGGCUUUCAGCUUUGCUCUGCGAUGUCUGCUGUAGCCCUUCUACAGUAGAGCCCACAGAGGUUAUGCUGCCCCAAAGGUGCCCGCUGCGUCUGAGUGAGAAAGAGAAGGGUUAAGGAGCCCAGCUGCCACGUCCCGCGCCCUCGCCGCCCCCCACAUCCCCGAAGAGCCAUGAGCACCCUCCCGCAUGCCCGUGAGCUCGAGCCGUCGGCCCCACUCCCCCGCGGUGUGCGACGCGAGGAGGACGACGAGGGAGACCUCAACAAGGCCCUGGGGGUAGAGAGAUUCCAACAGAUUAUCCAUCCCGCACCACGCGUCCGGGAUGAGCAGCACCGCACCUACAACGAGGCGGAUUUUGAAUACCACCGACACUCCUCUCACCACAUCCACCAGCCGCUAUCCAAGCACCUCCCUGCGGGGGGCAGGAAGAAGAAGAGCAGCAAGAAGAGGAAAGGGGUCGGCUCUGGCCGGAGGAGGGGCUCUGGGAGCAGCGGGGCCCCCACCAUCGAGGAAGACGAAGAAGAAGAAGAGGCGGAGGAGGAGGAGUCCUGCAGCCAGCCGGACGUGACCCCUGACGCGGAGCCAGACAGUCACACACAGACAGUGCAGUUCUUCGUUGCAGAUGAUGACCCUUCGCUGUCCACCAUCAGAGCUGCCGAGUUCACACCUCCACGCCAGGUAGACAUCGUACCUGAGUCGGCCCUGUGCAGCGACUCGGUUCUCCUUGAAGACGCCACGCCCACAGAUGACUCAGCGUCAACCCCACCCCAAAGCCGAAACAUGGCCUCCAGCUGCUCCUCGAUGCCGUCCUCCCCGACCUGCCCAGUGGACUCGGCUGCGCCCCCUGGCCGCUGCACCCCCACCGGUUCCAAGGUGGCCCAGGCGGGCCGCAGCUAUGACCUUCAGGAACGGCGCCGCACGGGUAACAUGACGGCUGCUGAACAUUCCCGCUAUGAGCGCAUCCCCACGGACGAGAGCGAAGCGCAGAUGCUACCCACCGUGGACUUGGAUGGCAUCAAAAGCCACCGUUUCGAGGAUGUCCCAGGGGUACGCCGUCACUUGGUCAGGAAGAGCACCAAGGGUCAGGUGGUGCACAUCAGCAAGGACCACAAAGAGCCCAGCACUCGCUGCCGGAAACUGGACCGUACCCCACAUGAGGUAUUUGUAGAGCUGAACGAGCUCAUCAUGGACAAGAAUCAGGAGAUGCAGUGGCGGGAGACAGCUCGAUGGAUCAAGUUUGAGGAGGACGUGGAGGAGGAGACGGAGCGCUGGGGCAAGCCCCACGUAGCCUCACUCAGCUUCCGCAGCCUGCUGGAGCUGCGUAGGACCAUCGCUCAAGGGGCAGUUCUCUUGGACCUGGACCAGAAGACCCUGCCCGGCAUCGCCCACCAGGUGGUGGAGCAGAUGAUCAUCACGGACCAGAUCACGGCUGACGACCGUGCCAAUGUACUGAGAGCACUACUGCUCAAACACAGCCACCCAAGCGACGAGAAAGAGCACUCUUUCCCCAGGAACAUCUCGGCGUCCAGCUUGGGCUCCCUCAUGUCCCACUACCACAGCACCAACCACAUCCCUCCGGCAGAACCCUCUAUUACUGACCCGCUCAUGAGCGGGAGUGCCUCCGGCUCCGAGAUUGACACCCGCGUCAAUAUUGAGAAGAACGAGAAGGAGAGUACUCCAGUACUGGGCAUGCACAGGUCCAAAUCGAAACACGAAUUGAAGCUUCUGGAGAAGAUCCCGGACAAUGCGGAAGCCACAGUCGUUCUUGUUGGGUGCGUGGACUUCCUGGAUCAGCCCACCAUGGCGUUUGUGCGGCUGCAAGAGGCCGUCCUCCUCGAGUCGGUCCUGGAGGUGCCAGUGCCGGUCCGCUUCCUAUUCAUCCUGUUGGGCCCACCCAGCACCAACAUGGACUACCACCAGAUCGGCCGCUCCAUCUCUACCCUAAUGUCGGACAAGGGGCGAUGUGUCAGACUGAGAGACAGCUGUCCAGACUCGGUUGCCCCCUUUGGCUCACAGUACUUCCACGAGGCCGCCUAUCUGGCCGACGAGCGCCAGGAUCUGCUCAAUGCCAUCAACGCCUUCCUGGACUGCAGCAUCGUGCUGCCGCCAUCCGAGGUGGGCGGGGAGGAGCUGCUGCGCUCCGUGGCGCGCUUCCAGAGGGAGAUGCUGAGAAAGCGCGAGGAGCAGGAGGUCAAGCUGCUGGCCAAGGACGUGCAGAGCACCCAGGACAUGGAGGCUCUCCUCACCCCCCUCAAGCCCAGCGAUGAUCCCCUACAGCGGACUGGACGGCCUUUUGGGGGGCUGAUUCACGACAUUUGCCGGCGUUACCCCAAGUACGUCAGUGACUUCAGGGACGCCCUGAAUCCCCAGUGUAUGGCCGCUGUCAUCUUCAUCUACUUUGCUGCCUUAUCCCCCGCUAUCACGUUUGGCGGCUUGUUGGGGGAGAAGACCAACGGGCUGAUUGGCGUAUCAGAGCUGAUCAUUGCCACGGCGAUGCAGGGCAUCCUCUUCUGCCUGCUUGGGGCACAGCCCCUCCUGGUGGUGGGCUUCUCAGGGCCCCUGCUAGUGUUUGAGGAGGCCUUCUUCUCAUUUUCCAAGGCAAACGACUUGGAGUAUCUGACAGGGCGAGUGUGGAUCGGCUUCUGGCUUGUGGUCAUCGUCGUGCUCAUGGUGGCUCUCGAGGGCAGCUUCCUGGUGCGAUUCGUGUCCCGCUUUACCCAGGAGAUCUUCUCCUUCCUCAUCUCCCUCAUCUUCAUUUAUGAGACGUUCUCCAAGCUGGGCAAGAUUUUUCAGGAUCAUCCUCUGCAGCGUUGUACCCUGAAUACUACAGAAGGGGGCAGCAAUAGCUCUGCCACAAUCAUCACCAGCGGCUCACCAGUAGCACCCGCCACUGCCCCCAGGGUGCAGGGAGAGCCCAAUACUGCCCUGCUGUCCCUGGUCCUUAUGUCAGGCACCUUCUUCGUUGCCUUUUAUUUGCGCAAGCUCAAAAAUAGUGCCUUCUUUCCUGGCAGGUUUCGCAGAGUGAUUGGUGACUUUGGGGUUCCGAUUGCCAUCCUCCUCAUGGUCCUGGUGGACUACAGUAUCAAGGACACCUACACACAGAAACUGAGCGUGCCCAGUGGCUUCUCAGUGACCAGUCCAGAUAAGCGUGGCUGGGUGAUCAGUCCACUGGGGUCGGACGGCCAGUUUCCCAUUUGGAUGAUGGCAGCCAGUUUCCUUCCUGCUAUCCUGGUUUUCAUCCUGAUCUUCAUGGAGACACAGAUCACCACGCUGAUUGUCAGUAAGAAAGAGCGAAUGCUCGUGAAGGGUUCUGGUUUUCAUCUGGACCUGCUGAUCAUCGUGGUGCUUGGCGGCGUGUCGGCGCUCUUCGGCCUGCCCUGGCUCGCAGCUGCCACUGUGCGGUCAGUCACGCAUGUCAACGCCCUCACCGUCAUGAGCAAAGCCGUUGCCCCAGGAGACAAGCCCCGCAUCCAGGAGGUCAAGGAGCAAAGGGUGACUGGGCUGCUGGUCGCCAUCCUUGUGGGCUUGUCCAUUGUCAUCGGUGACCUCCUGCGGCAGAUCCCCAUCGCUGUGCUUUUCGGCAUCUUCCUUUACAUGGGUGUGAUGUCACUCAACGGCAUCCAGCUCACUGAACGCAUGAUGUUGUUGCUGAUGCCCCCAAAGUACCAUCCUGAUCACAGCUAUGUGCGAAAGGUCCGUACCUUGCGAAUGCACAUCUUCACAGGCAUCCAGCUGAUUUGCUUGGCAGUGCUUUGGGCAGUGAUGUCAACUGUGGCCUCACUGGCCUUCCCCUUCGUCCUCAUCCUCACUGUCCCGCUCAAGAUGUUCCUCUUGCCCCAGAUUUUCACCACACGUGAAAUGCAAUGCCUGGAUUCAGAUGAGGCAGAGCCAACGUUUGACGAAAAGGAGGGGCAGGACGAGUACACGGAAAUGCACAUGCCGGUGUGAGACGGCCCUCCAGUUAGCCAGCGGCAGAAGGGUGACACGGCCCUCCAGUUAGCCAGCGGCAGAAGGGCAGCAGGCAAAUGCUCCGGCCCGUGUACAUUUUGUAAAUGUGUCACUGCUUCUGAUUUUAUAUCAUCGAACAUUUUUUUUUUUUUAACAGAAACAUGGGUUAAGGUGGUUGGCAUGGGAAUGAGGUGUUCAGGUGUCACACACUAUGAGAUUCAUUAUUUAAACUCCCGAGCAGUAACACACGGUUGAGGGGCCACAGGUCACCUGUUUUCCUGACAGCUUCCUCGUGGAUGCCUGCACAUCCCCCACGCCGGUGUUUCCUCUCUCUUUAUUAAUCCCAUUUUUCAACAUGUGGGGACAGGUAUGAAUAAUGUCAAAAAAGCAACAUUUUUUUUUUGUCAACCGUCAUAUACCAGCUUCUUUUUAUCUGGAAAAUAUCUGUAUCGUCUGUGAUGUCCAAGUAUCUGUCCUGUCCUUUCCAACAUUAUACCUAGACAUGGUUUUCAGUCACACACUGGGGGGGGGGAGAUAGCCCCUACUCUGCACUGUUGCUCUUUCGCUCACAGCUGUGUUUUGUGGCUGAAACUUCUGCUUUCCUUUGGUUGCACCAGUGAUUUGAUUUUCCACUGGCUCACUGCGCCGCCAGUUUCAGCACAGUGAUGAACGUUGACCGCGGUUCAUUGUUUAUUAACAUCUGGCUUGUGGACUCGGCACAGUCCGGGUUAAAGUUCACCUUGCGGGUGUGGUCUCUUGAAUAAUUCAGCGAUUCGACCAGAUGAAACAGAAGCUGAAAUUUCUCUUUAAAAUGCCUGUGAACGUGGCCAUGUUCAUGUUUGGUGUACAUAACGACCACGCAGAGCUUUAACAGUCGCCUUACUUAAAGUAGCGCUAGGUUGGGUGGUGGUGUACUUCACCACACCGACAAAAAGCUGCAUCUCACUGUGACCCGAACCAGCUGUCGUUGCCUCAUACCCGGCUCCCCUUGAUCUUCCAUGAUCAACAAGUCGGUCUCUUCCAUCUCUUAGAACCAAAGGCUAAAUUCCACGUUUGCAUCUUGUCGAACACAUUUCUGGUCAGUCUCCGUUGUUUUGUGCGUUCAUCCCAUGAUACCCGAGGUCCUGUUUCUACUCUCACUGUGACUUUUUCACUUGUAUUCUUUCCAAUUUGUGUUCAAUGAACCUGAAAAUUUUGUGUGUUUUUUUUUUUUUAAUCGUAUUAUUACAGUAAGUUGUGAAUUUUAACUGGUUACCUCACUGCUGUUUUAGUCAGUGUGAGACUUUUUUUUUUAAAUUCUUUAUUACUUGGUUUACAUGACACCGACAUUUUAAAGUUAACUAAACUGGAAGUUAUGGAGAUUCCUGGUCAUUGGGGAGUUCCAGUGUUGGAUGGUGGCGCUUAUCUUUUCCGUGCGAUAUUUCCUCUAAAAUGUGGAAUGAGCAGUUUGGCUGUAUAGAGUGAACAGGCACGAAGCAACUUUAAGGGAGGCCUGCCAGAGGCAUGACUAGAUGCUGCAGUUUACAGUGUGAAAGGUGAUCCCUCUAUGAAGGAACGAGCGGCUCUUAUUUGCUAUUAUUUCCAAUUGUGCCUUCAACAUAUGAAACCAUUCAUCUAUUACAGCUUUACCUUUUUUAUAAAAUGAUGCAGUCCGCGUGAAUUGGGACGAACCUUUAAACGACCCCCCUUAGCAUUUAAGAGUGCUAAACUGUGGUUGACAAAGAAUGAGUUCUUCGCAGAUUCAUUUUAUGUAUAUGUGUAGCAGUGUAUCAGUAUAUUUUCCUAUUAAACAUGAUCUAUCCUACAUGUUGCACGCUACAACUGGACACCAGUUUUGACUGCUUUUCAACAUUGCAUUAACUAAGGGGUGGGGAUUUAUUUACAUAUUUACAUGUAUGUUCAAAUAAAUAAGUCUAUGCUUUUGAAUUAAAUUGAUGUUUUUCUAUAGCACAUAGUAGAUUAAAUGAAGGCUUCGCUGCCUGUACAAGGAGGGUCACCUCUAAUCUUUGGAGCCCUAGUCUCAAAGUUAGUUCAGAGUUAGUGCCAUUGAUGCUAGUUCAACAUAAACCUGGAGUCAUAUCCUACGAUCGAAUCAAAGUAGCAGGAACAAAUAGGGGACGUUCCAGACUGCACAAGUCCAGCCUUCAUCCAAGCCGCUGUUUCCCAGCCCUGUCCUGACCCCCAGACAGUCCACAUAUCUCAACCAAUCGAGAACUUCGAUUACCUGGUACAGGUGUGUUGGGAGCUGGGAGGGAGCAAAAAUGUGGACUGUGUGGGGGGUCCCCGAGGACUCACUGAUCUGGCUGAAGUAACCAGAUUACACAUGCCUGUCGUCAUCUCCUGCAGUGUCACAUUCAUGGGCGUCAGUGUUGCAUUCAGUCUGUGUUGUUGAAGUUGUUCUAGGUGCCUUUGGGCACCCUUCCAGUUCUGAGUGAAAACCCUUAAGUUCACUGCCACAUCAGGAUGUCUGCAAAGUAUAAGGUAAAGGUUUGGCCAGCAUUUGAAUCUGUAAAUGCCUACUUUGUAAAAUUAAGACCAAGUCUAUAUGGCAUUUUCCAGGUAUGAGCCCAGUAAAGCCCAAGAACAUGCUAUGUGUUGCCUCUGAAACCCCGUUGAGCAUUAACCUGCUUGGAGUACCUCCUCUAUGCUCGACAGACCCAAACAUCACAUUUUAGUUCUACUAUGAAUUAUCUGACUUAAGAAGUACCCAAAGUUGUCAAAUAUGUCUACAUCUACAUACGGUCUGCAUGCCGGUGAGAAAGAUGUUUUUCAUGCUCACAAUUUGUUCAUAGCUUGGUGUACUGAAAGCUCUGUGAUGGUGGUUUUAUUUUUGAGAUAAAUGAUUUAAGGACAGUAUGCGCAGUAUGUGUGCUUGGUAUAAAUAUGGAGAGAGUCAAGAGUAUCACAUGACCGCUGUUUUUUCUUCCAUUAUGAAAUCAACCUCCAAAAUGUGUGUUGUUGAUAUGUUGUCCUCUGUACAAAUUCUGCUCAAAUAUAUUGAUCAAAAAUUAAAUUUUAUAUUUAAAACA